GCCUUAUUGGAGACCUUUCUCAGCUGUUUAAACCAACCGGUGGCGAUAGCUUCGAGUCGACUCAGUCGGAGGUUUAGGGUAGAGUUCCAACGGCGACUCAGUAGUCGUCUCUCGAUCCCUUUACCUCGUCUCAGCUCAAUUCGCUGCUUUUAUCACGGUGGUGAGAGAGAUGAAUCACGGCCAACAAUCUGGCGAGGCGAAGCAUGAAGAUGAUCCUGCUCUUACAGAGUUCCUUGGGUCUCUCAUGGAUUACACUCCUACUAUUCCUGAUGAUCUAGUGGAGCACUACUUGGCUAAGAGUGGGUUUCAGUGCCCUGACGUACGAUUAAUAAGGCUAGUUUCUGUGGCUACACAAAAGUUUGUUGCAGAUGUUGCCAGCGACGCCCUUCAGCACUGCAAGGCUAGACCAGCACCAGUUGUGAAAGAGAAAAAACAGCAAAAGGAUAAACGUUUAAUAUUGACAAUGGAAGACCUUUCCAAAGCUUUGCGUGAGUAUGGUGUGAACGUGAAGCAUCCAGAAUAUUUUGCUGAUAGCCCUUCCACCGGAAUUGAUCCUGCGACAAGGGAGGAAUAGAAACCAAACAGGAAGUCUCGACCAUAUUUUGCCUAGUAAGAAUGAUUAUGUGUGAGAGAUCCGUGAUUCGAUGUUGUGUUUCCGUGAAAACAAAACUCACUCUCUCUUCCUAUUCACAUGUAUAUUCUUUUUUGUUGUUUGUUUCUUGACUCGUCUCUCUCCUUGAUAAAUAAGAUUUCUGAGUUCUUGGUA
Messenger RNA from Brassica napus (rape), 766 nucleotides. RefSeq names its product transcription initiation factor TFIID subunit 10-like. The transcript is spliced from 6 exons. Gene Ontology annotation, molecular function: RNA polymerase II general transcription initiation factor activity; promoter-specific chromatin binding. The coding region runs from base 170 to 574 and encodes 134 amino acids. The record is from RefSeq and is a predicted model, not a curated record. NCBI's taxonomy places the organism in Eukaryota, Viridiplantae, Streptophyta, Magnoliopsida, Brassicales, Brassicaceae. Gene Ontology annotation, biological process: transcription initiation at RNA polymerase II promoter. Gene Ontology annotation, cellular component: transcription factor TFIID complex; SAGA complex; nucleus.